Rhizoctonia solani is the source of this 1164-nucleotide messenger RNA. RefSeq names its product cytochrome P450 family protein. Gene Ontology annotation, cellular component: nucleus. Gene Ontology annotation, molecular function: heme binding; iron ion binding; monooxygenase activity. The coding region runs from base 1 to 1164 and encodes 387 amino acids. The record is from RefSeq and is a predicted model, not a curated record. Lineage: Eukaryota; Fungi; Basidiomycota; Agaricomycetes; Cantharellales; Ceratobasidiaceae. The transcript has 10 exons.
AUGGCCCGCGAGAACGAGUUGCUGUUGGUUGUUGGUACUGUCCGGGACACUCGCAUUGUUCCUCGACAAUACGCAACUGGGUAUUUGAGGACAUAUAAGAGCUUGGAUGCUGGCAAGGGGCUGGAGCUGUUCCACCAGACCGAAGUGGACGAUGUCCUGCUCGCGCUUCUUGGUACCAAGGGACGCUUGUGUGCUGGUGUUGGCAAGGCUCUUAGUAUAGACGAGAUGAGCAAAAAGAAGCUGCUUCGGAAGUGUGAGAACAAUGCGUCUCAUUAUACCAUCUCAACGUUUUUCGCUAUCCCUACUGCUUGUUGCGCUGAUCCACCGAUGGUGGGCCAUUACCCAAGCCGGUGGACGACGUCCGCCUUCCCCAAGAUCCUUCCCGAUAGUGGAAAACCUGUUUGCGAUACCCCCCGGUCUGGAAUACAUGGCUUAUAUGAAGCUUGGCGAGAAGCUAAACAGUUGAGCUUGUACCUUAAUUACUCAACAUCCACUCAAAGAACGCUAACCACAAAUUUGACCGGAGUGGUAAUUAAUGUGGCGUCGUCCAUGCUCAAACUAGCUUACAGAUACACUCUGCAAGGAGAUAAUGAUACUAUCUUUCAAGAUAUCUAUGACACCGCAAACCACGUUCAGCUGGCUGGAAUGUCCACAAACUUUCUUGUAAAUAAGUUCCCUCUUUUGUCUUAUGUUCCAGAUUGGCUCGCUGGAACAGGUUGGAAAAGCACCGCUCCCCAGUGGGGAGCGCUAAAGGAACAGGCUCUGUCUGUACCGUACGAGUGGACUAAAACUCAGAUAUCUUCCGGGGACAUACAGCCUUCCAUCUUGGGCGCACUUUUACAAAAAGCUGCCUUGACCUCGUAUGUAAAAGAAGACGAGAAAGAGAGCAUUUUUAAAGAAAUUGCCCAUAUUAUUGUCUCUGCCGGGACUGACACGACAUCGACGGAACUUGUAGCUUUUAUCGUAGCAAUGGUCUUAAAUCCGGAUGUGCAAGUAAAAGCCCAAGAGGAACUAGAUAACGUCCUUGGGCCCAGAUCACUCCCUAAUAUGUCCGAUAGAGAACGCCUACCCGAUAUCGGAAAUCUUAUCCAAGAGGUACUGCGAUGGGAACCAGUUGCCCCAACAGGCGUCCCUCAUGCCUGCUGCCGGGAUGAAAAUUACUAA